GGUGAAGGUCCCCAGAACGCCGCUUACAAUUACCCAGCUCUGAGCACUAAAAAGUCAUCAUCUUUUAACAGAAGGGUAUCAACAGGAAGCAUGCAGAAAUACAACAGAGCAGGCCGUACUGACAAGAGAUUCUCUAUAUUUGGAGAGAAGCCUCCAGAAUCUGAUACUUUUAAGGGGAUUAUUAACAGUCUUCUCUGGGCAGGUAGUGACAGCUUGCUCUCUCUUGCUGAGGAGUUCUACCGAAAAGAUAAGCAUCAAAUCACAAUUCCUGAAGAUCUGCCUGAGACAUUUGAACAGUGUGCCGAACGGCUCAGACAGAAACUGUUUUCAUACCAAAGUCAAACAGAAAACUACUAUAAUUCCUGUCUAAUAGAAUUUCGGGAUCAGUUGAAGUUGUUUGAGGAGCAACUCCCUCAUGUCUCACAGUUGGCAGUUGAUAGUCUUUUAAAAGAGCACAAGCAGAAGCUCAGCUCUUCCAUCGAUCAGAUUCGGCACCUCUUCAAUAAGCAGCUGGAAAACUGGGAGAGUAUAAAGGCUGUGCACACAAACCAAUUGCGUCCAUCUCUGGGACAUCCAGAUAACUUGCUUCAGCUGGAAUCUUUGUGUCGAAAGGAAAUAAAAAGGCAAAAAGACCAAGCUGAUGCUAUUCAUCUCAAUACACAGAAGAUGCAGACCAGUGCUACUGAGUGUGCUCAGAACUUUGUUUCUGCACUAGCUGCCUUCACUGAAAAGCUGCUUCUGGAAUUAGAUGAAAGCAUCACUAUUGAUGAUGUAGAACUAGCAAAAAUUGAAAUGCCAAGAGAGAAGAUAUCCACCUUACUGCGUCGUAAGCAAGCUGGGCUCUCUCUACAAACCUGUGAAGUUGAACAGUUGAUUGAACGUGGGAGCAGGACUUGGCCAGGAAUACCAACAACUACUCUUACAGGCGUUUCAGGUGAUGUUCUUUGCAGGGAAACUGCCUCUGUGACAACUGCUAAGACUACACUGGGUCACGUAGCAGUAGUAGAAGCAAGAGAUGCAGUGUAUGAGAAAUACAAAUGUAAACUUGAGCAGAAAUUUGCCCAGAUCAAGGAAGAAAGUGAAGCUCAGCUGAUAAAAGCUCAACGCUGGGAAGAUUGGUGGAAACACUCCAUUGAGAAGAUAAAGCAGCUCUAUACAUGAGACCAGUCAAAUCUUGCUAAUGUCUUUCUGUUCUACAAAUAAAUGUAGUC
Molecule: messenger RNA, 1211 nt
Organism: Tinamus guttatus (white-throated tinamou)
Lineage: Eukaryota; Metazoa; Chordata; Aves; Tinamiformes; Tinamidae
Gene: CCDC180
Product: coiled-coil domain containing 180
Source: RefSeq, a predicted model, not a curated record